CGGCGGGGGCGGGGCUACCGUCAGCUGUUCGCGGUCCGCCCGGCGGCGGCGGCGGCAGUUUGGUGGUGGGGAGGUGCGGCGGCGGCUCCCGGGACGCGGUGGCCCCGCGGGACGCCUGUCCCGCUUCUCGGCCUGAAAUUCCUCUUGCUAGUCUUCCAUUCUGUUAAAUGCCUCGCAAACCAGAGCAAAGGAAGAGACAUGAAGAGUUGAAUUUCACUGCCUUGUUUGGAACUGGGUGGAAAUCCUGGAGAUGGAUCUCUUAGGAGACUGUCUUCCAAUUGGGUUAGAUGCACAGGAGCAAUGGAUCGCCCCAGCUACCUGGAAGAGGACUAUUCUAGCCUGGAUGGGCUGGACGAUGACGUGUUUCACUCUGAUGACUUUGGACUUGCAGGUCAGCCUGGUGAGAUGACUGCAACUGGCAUUUUCACACAGAACCAGUCCUACAGCUGCCUUCUGGGGAGGUUUCAACUAUUCCCCCUCACACACUGCUGUGGUCCGGGUAUCAGGCAUCCUGAGCAGCAGGACAAGGCAACUCAAACACUCAGCCCGUCCUCUUCCAGUCAGGAUGUUAUGUUGCCUUGUGGAGUCACUGAAGAGCCCCGGAGACUCUUCUAUGGGAAUGCUGGUUACCGUUUACACGUCCCUCCAGUUGGCUUUGCGUUGGAUCCACACCUCCAAGAGGAGCCUCAGGAAGGUCAGCGGGAAGCGCGUGCCGAGGUGCAGAUCGCACGGAAGUUGCAGUGCAUUGCCGACCAGUUCCACCGGCUCCACAUACAGCGGCAUCAGCAGAACAGAAAUCAAGUGUGGUGGCAGCUUUUUCUCUUCCUACACAACUUGGCCUUAAACGCGGAGGCGAACAGGAACCGCACUGGGCAGAGGUGAGCGUCGCCCGCCUGUUUCGGCCGCAUCCAGUCUGCAGGGAGCACUGAACAAACACUGGUUCGGGGGCGAGACAUUGCACACCGCCGGCCGGCUGUGAGGACUCUGAAUUUCUGAUACUCGUCUUCACAUUUGGGGGUUUUUACGGACUCUUCUUUGCUGCUGCCUGCCUCGUGAGGCAGGGAGCUCUUGUCCAACACUGUCGAAGGAAAGCCAGAAUGUGGGUGUGUUUGGUAAAGCUUGCUGCUGGUUCCCCGCGCCGGUGACCUCUGUGCAAGGGAGGCAGGUGUUAGACUAACAGCUUCCCCUGCCCUCUGCCUUUGUCAGUGGCAGAGUGCAGGGGUGUCACUUUGGCUGCUAGUUAAAAAUGAUGUCUGGGAUUGAUGAGUCUAAACAUACUUUGGGUAUCUUCCAGAGCAGAGAUGCUUGAUUCCUCCACAAGGAAACUUUUUUUUUUGGUAGCAAUUAAAACAUUCAAGUAGUUAUAUCCAGCAGGUUACUUGUUUUCUGCAUGGGUUACUGUUUAUUUCCUUGUACUGUGUGUGAGAGAAAAUCACAAAGAAAUCUGAUCUCCUCAUUCUUUCCAUUGGGCACCAGUUGCAUCUCUCUCACAUUAAGAUUUUCUUUGUCAUUGCCAUCAAUAGGCAAAAUCAGUUCAGUAGAACAGUCUUAAAAUGUAACCUUCCUGGGAUUGAUGGUGGCUGUUAGUUUCUGCCGCUGUUUGCUUCCAGUUCAGUGUUCACAGUGCCCGUGAGCCAGCAUGAAGCCAAAAACCAUGCAAUAUGACACAAGCGACGUUCUUCUACAAUGCUAAUGUAUAUGUUUUUAUUAGUUUUAUGAUGGGUGUUUGUUUUGUUUUGUUUUUCUUUUCUCCUACUAUAAUGUGGUUGGUCAGGAAGGCUUAGGUCCCAGGCAUCCAAUACUUUUGCUUCAGGAUUUGACAGGGAAAUUGAUUAGCAACUAGUCUGACAGAUAUACUGUACAAGCAGUCUGUCCAUUACUCCCAUAUGUAAUGUUUGGAGGCUGCUGUAACCACAUAUGGACUAGCAGCAGUAACAUUAUUUCAUGGGAGGUCUUCUAACAGUUCCCAGUUUGUAUGCACUCAGAAGUUUGUCCAUAUGACUGACACUAUUGGACCAGCACAGGGAAAUUACCCUACCAAAAGGAAGUAGCCUUAAAUAUCAGUGGCUACGUCUCUUUAGCCUUAAAUAUUGUUAGUUUGCAAACCCAGUGACAAGAAGGGUAAAACACAAACACAAAAGCAAUACAGACAGAAUUUUCUUCAGACCGUUUCCAUAUUGCCACUGCACCUUGUUUUGGGUCUCAUGAUACAACCAGCAUGAAGAAGAGCUGUCCCGAGAAUUGCUCUUAAGUCCUGUUACAAACAUCGACUUCAGGUGUUGAGGAAUUCUCCUGCUCUUGGUCCACUCUGAAAAAUCAGCAUUACUGUGUGGGAAGAAUAGUUUACUUGCACAUAACGCUUUCUUCUCCACCCCUCUCUGCAUACCCUUCUCUAAUUCAUGCUCUCUCUGGUAUUUGUGUAAUCUCAUCAUUGCACCCUAGUGUCUGGUAACAAUUUGCUAAACAGAGUUAAAUCUGGACUUUCUCCCUCUCUCCCAACCCCAUUCUCUUGAUUUGCAUCCUGCUCUACUGUGGCAAAAUGUGCUUUAGCUCCCUGAAGGAGGUCCACAAGCCUUUUUCACUUGCAUAUAUUCACAUUCACUUUCUUUCAAAAUAAGGAGAGUUUAUGUGAGAAAAGCUUUUUCCUCCUCUGAUGUUACUUUUCUGGCUAAAGCCAGAGUAAUAUAUUCAUCCAUGAUGGUUAAUAAUUCAUGUAAAUGAAUCUCAAGUAGUAUUUUGGAGGGUGGGUUUCCUGGAGAGGGAGGGUGGGAGGUUUUUCUUAGCAGGGGGGCUUGGUUUUGUUUUUGUGUUGUCUUUUUAAGCAUGUGCACUACAAAGUUACCCAGAGGGACAGAAGUGAUGCCUGUUGCCGGCUGUGCUGCAGUGGCAUGGGAAGCCGUUCUGCCCCUCUGACAGAGGCAAGGCUGCCCAGACUUGCGGUGCACAGUCUGCUUGGAGUGAACGCUGGUCAUCGGAGAACAAGGACUUAAAUGGGGGGAAAGGCUGAGGUGUAGUGCAAGCACAGACUGAGUUGGGGACCCCUGAGAACCUGGAUGUUAAGGAGAAGACUCUUAAAUCAGAAGAUAUUAAAAAUUCAGCAAGCGCAUCUCAUCUGAUGCUUAAAAAACGUUGUGAGCUUUCCCCUUCCCCUCUGCCUCGACUUGACUGCCAAACAGGCCAACAAGGCCUGUUCUCUGGAUGCAUAAGCUGGAAAGAUAGAUCUGGUACUGACACUUUCUGGUGCUGCGACCCAACCAGUUUAUGUAGGGUCAGACUCUUAACAUGGAGAAACAAGUAUCUGAAACAGUUCCUCAGUCAGGCUGCCUGCCUCAACAGAGUCAUUUGGCUCAGGGAAAGUCACAUCUUUGCUAGUCCGUAUUUCCCGCUAUAACAACAGACUUAUCAAAAUUGGUCAUGCCAGGGUCUCAAGUUAAAAUCUCCUUGAACAACAAUACUUCAUUGGAGACAUAGAGCUAAUGCUAGACAAAGGCUGACUUCCUCCAAUAUGUGUGUUGGUUACUGGUGCCAGAGAUUUACAACCACUGAUAAUAUAUUUUAAUUAUAUUCUAUAUCUGCAUAUCUUGGAGAAAGGAAAUAUGCUCUGUCAACCCAAAAGUCUUAUUUUGCUUCGUAUGGAUUAGCGAAAAGCAGCUACUUCAUACUCACAGUCUCACCUCCUUGGGGAAACAGUAGGAAGAUGUCACAUGUUUUAUCAACAAAUACACAGAUGCACAGCACCUGAGGAUCUGUCACCUGUCCAUGUUAGCAAGGCCCCUUGAGCACACCCUGAGGAGAUCUUCCCUGCAGGAUAGCUAUUGCAGUGUGGCCACAGAUAUAGGUUGACUGUUUGGGGAAAUAAUUCUAAGGAACAUGGUUUAAGUCUUGCUGGUGAAGGAUUAUGCUUGGGUUUGUAGGUAUUAGUUUGUCUUGGUGAAAGGAAUGGGAUGCUGUUUCUCUCUGGGUUGUAAAGCUACAGUGUAACAAUUUAGAAAGAACAGUCAGAUCUUUCUCCUAAAACAUAUGCCUGUUUUUAAUGAGCAAUUCUUAAGAAGAGCUUGAGCUGCUGCUGAUGGUACCAGCAGCCUUGGAGUAUCUUGCGUGCCUUCCCCAGAUCUCCAAAAUGGCUUCAGACCUCAGUUCUCUUUCCUUGAGGGACAGAGUUCUUCCUAGCCCUUCCCAGCAUCCCACCCUUCCUACUAUCAUGUAACCUGCCCAUCCCUGGAUCCAGUAAGCCUGGUGCUAGUAGGCGAUAGUUAGUUUUUGUUUCCUGCAAUUCUUAAAAGCUGAGCCAGUAAUCACAAAGUGACUGCCCGGGGUAGCUGCAAACUGCCGUAGAUAGGACACAACAAAGGCAGGGGAGAGGAUGGAUUGCACGGAAAGGGUUGCUGCUGGACCUCUGUGGGAGCGCAGCCUUCUCCCAGGAUGCUGAUAAUCCCUGGUAGCACUGAAUUCCUGCGUAACUGAUCACAUAUCUCCAUUUAAAUAGUCAGUUGUUAUUAAAUGCUUGUUGGCUAAACUCUUGUUAGAUGAGUCCUGAAAGAAACUUCCUAUCAGCCUUUGCUUUGGAGCUGUGUAUCAACAAGGGAAUAGAGGCAAGGUACCCAGUCUUUCUUGAUGUGGAAAGGAUGAUUGCAAAGACAUCUUUCUUUCUACCAGCCAUUUACUUUGUCCUGUCAAGCCUGGAGUAAAGGUAUAGGUGAUGUGUGCAUAUGAGGUCUAGUCCUGGAGCUGUUCCAUGGCAGUCACUCGAGCUGUACCCAAGGUUGAACAUCAUUCACUGUGGGGCUUGGCAGUCUUCUGGGAAACUACAUAUUUUACCCAUUAGUAGACUAGGGAGAAGAGCUGUUUUUUUAAUGAAAAAGCAAAAUUACUUGAGGCAGUUGUUGCAAUGUGACCCCCUCAACCCUACAAUGAAUUCCACCCUUCCACUGCUGGUCCUGACCCAUAUCUCUGCUGAGGCUGUGGGAAUGGUGAGACUGUCACAUGCUGAAUGGUGUGCUAUUGAGGGUGUUCUUAAAGGGCAAAACAAGGACAGCAGUCGGCAUAUGUGCUAGGAUCAAACAAGAAUGCAGAUAUGUGGAGGUCUUGCCUUGUUUUACCAGCAAUAUUUACUGCGGGAGUAUUAGUAAAAGUGCCCUGGGAUGCUCCUUCACAUUCUUGGGAGCUCUGCACAUUGACCAAGUACUAUUGAGUAUUAGCAUAAUUUGACAACAAAGAUUUUUAAUAAUGUCCUUCAAAAGAGUCUGUCUUUCAGAUUGGCAUUUGUGGUCAUUUGCAAAAAUGCCUGCGUGUUGCCUUUGAUUGUUUUAGCAAGAAGAAAUACCUCAAGGAAUUGAUAAAAGAUCCCAGGACAAUCUUUUACAGUUCCUAAAGACUUCAGUGGUCUCUGUUUCUUUGAUUUGCAUGUGUUCACACAGGUGUUACACAGCUCAGUUCUUCUCCACCAGGAAAAGCAGAAAAGACCAAACACAUCAAAUGCACUGGAAUGUAAUUGUGUGCAUGUGUGCGCGUGUGUGUGUGUGUGUUCUUAAACUGAGUGCAGUCUGACAUCCCCUACCCCUUCUUUCUUCCACGUGCCUGACCUUCCCCCUUAGCCACAGAAAGGAGGGUCCCUUCCUGUGAAUCCCAUGCUGGAAGUUGGUUUCUGGGAAGCGAAACCUAAAUGUCUGUGGGCUGUUUUUUAAAGCCAUGUUUCAGUUCUGUCUUCAGACUCUUUGCUGCCUUUGGGGAAUGGAUGGGUGGGAAGGGUAGAUUCUUAAGCUGUUUUUAAAAUCUAUUCUGGAAAUUUUGCAUGUAUAAAGUUAUUCUUAAAUCUAAAGGAGUCUCCCCACUUUGUGGACACAGCUCCAGGAGAGCAUCGUCACAGAUUCCUCAGCUCUGGCUUUGAUCAGACUAUUCCGAAAGGAAAGUUUGAUAACAAAACAGGGAGAGACUGGUAUGAUGGAAAGACGAUGACAUUGUCAGUAUCUCCUUAAAUAAAACUCAGAAGUUAGGCUUGUAAAAGGGAAAUCUUAGAACAGCCCAAGGGAUUUGUAUGUCUUUUUCCACUGGGUGCACUGGAAAAUCCUGCCACUAAAUUUGAGUUUGGAUGUCUAGACUGUUGGGUUUUUUUUGUAAAACUAAUCAGUGUCUCUUCUGUUCUCUUCAAUGGUGUGUAGUACAGUCUCCCGCAUUCCUAGGUAAAAUUCACUGAUGAGAAUACUGUGAAAUACAGAUUCACAUUUUCUCCCUCCCCGUCCUGCAUGACUUUUCUACUUUUUGGUGGGUUUUGUUUUUUUUAAAGACUUCAGAGUUCUUCAUCUGGAAAACCAUAGAGACAAGGUGAGCUAGAAUUUGCAAUGUAUUUAAUUUAACGUUCCCUCAGUGGAGGGUUUCCCCAUGAGUUCUGAAUAUGAUACUGUCCUGCUGCAGAAGUAAACCCGAUGCUCUCCUGUGAGAUUUCUGUCUGGAUUAGUCCUGAAGUGCACACACCUUCUUCGCCAUGGACUGAGACCCAGUGAGAAUGUAGCAUUUUGUUUAUCCUGGUUGUGUGCCUCCAGGACUCCUGCCUGUACAAAUGAUGACUGGGCAGAGCUCCUUUUUUUUGUAUCUGUGCAGUAUAUUUGCUUUGUGCUUUCUUUCUUUGGUGCUUUUUAAUACUUUAAUACUUGGAAUUUUUUUUUUUUUCUAAUAACUGGUACAAUUUUUAAUAAAAUUGUAAAAUUA
Molecule: messenger RNA, 6705 nt
Organism: Columba livia (rock pigeon)
Lineage: Eukaryota; Metazoa; Chordata; Aves; Columbiformes; Columbidae
Gene: BMF
Product: Bcl2 modifying factor
Exons: 5
Coding region: 301-882 (193 amino acids)
Biological process (GO): positive regulation of apoptotic process; negative regulation of autophagy; apoptotic process
Cellular component (GO): myosin complex
Source: RefSeq, a predicted model, not a curated record